Coregonus sp. 'balchen' is the source of this 7578-nucleotide messenger RNA. The record is from the annotation of a GenBank genome assembly. NCBI's taxonomy places the organism in Eukaryota, Metazoa, Chordata, Actinopteri, Salmoniformes, Salmonidae.
AUGGAUGACAUGUACAAAUUAAUACAUACCAUACCAAACGUAACAUAUAGCGUCCCGGACUUACGUUUACUAUGUUACGUCUACCUGUGAGUGCAGGUUGGUGUACAACAGUGUUUGACUCUCUCUCUCUAUCCCUCACGCUGUCCGUCUCGAUCUCUGUGUGUGUGUGUGAGAAAGAGAGUGAGAGCUUUCUAGGACAUGUUGUGGCAUCUUGCAGUAAUGAGUUCAUAUCAGUGUGCAUAGUAUGAGACAACUGUGAGAAUGUGUAUUGUUAUUGUGGACCCUAAUUGACUGAUUACUCAUUAUACAUCUAAUAAACCUGUUAGUCCCCUCACUGAGAAGGUGUUGUCCUUUUUCCUCUUAUCCAGCCAUCCAGGAGAAGCCAUGCAGAAAGCACAUCAUGAAGCCGCCUUUAAACCACAAGGAUACCAGGAAAGAGAGCCUGCCCAUUGGGACCCCGGGGACUAGCAGCAGCAUGGUGGAGAGUGACCUCUUACUGGAGGUGAGACAGAGCGGAGAAGAAGGGUCAGCCUGUGGUUUGUCCUCCCAAUAGAGCACUGAUGAACGAUGAGAUGAGAGAGCACUGAUGGGGCUGGGAAACGGCAAUGACUGGGUCAUCAGUCUUGGACGAAAGCAGUCUACCAUGCCGUGAUUGUGUUUUUUCUUAAAAAUUCAGAGGGCAAAAAUGCCAAAUAAAAUCUUGAAUGAAAAAAUACACAAAGUUGAAUUUAGCCAAAUUUAUUAAUUGAGGUAUAGAAUACAGUGGGGGAAAAAAGUAUUUAGUCAGCCACCAAUUGUGCAAGUUCUCCUACUUAAAAAGAUUAGAGGCCUGUAAUUUUCAUCAUAGAUACACGUCAACUAUGACAGACAAAAUGAGAAGAAAAAAAUCCAGAAAAUCACAUUGUAGGAUUUUUUAUGAAUUUAUUUGCAAAUUAUGGUGGAAAAUAAGUAUUUGGUCAAUAACAAACGUUUCUCAAUACUUUGUUAUAUACCCUUUGUUGGCAAUGACACAGGUCAAACGUUUUCUGUAAGUCUUCACAAGGUUUUCACACACUGUUGCUGGUAUUUUGGCCCAUUCCUCCAUGCAGAUCUCCUCUAGAGCAGUGAUGUUUUGGGGCUGUCGCUGGGCAACACGGACUUUCAACUCCCUCCAAAAAUUUUCUAUGGGGUUGAGAUCUGGAGACUGGCUAGGCCACUCCAGGACCUUGAAAUGCUUCUUACGAAGCCACUCCUUUGUUGCCCGGGCGGUGUGUUUGGGAUCAUUGUCAUGCUGAAAGACCCAGCCACGUUUCAUCUUCAAUGCCCUUGCUGAUGGAAGGAGGUUUUCACUCAAAAUCUCACGAUACAUGGCCCCAUUCAUUCUUUCCUUUACACGGAUCAGUCGUCCUGGUCCCUUUGCAGAAAAACAGCCCCAAAGCAUGAUGUUUCCACCCCCAUGCUUCACAGUAGGUAUGGUGUUCUUUGUCCUCCAAACACGACGAGUUGAGUUUUUACCAAAAAGUUCUAUUUUGGUUUCAUCUGACCAUAUGACAUUCUCCCAAUCCUCUUCUGGAUCAUCCAAAUGCACUCUAGCAAACUUCAGACGGGCCUGGACAUGUACUGGCUUAAGCAGGGGGACACGUCUGGCACUGCAGGAUUUGUGUCCCUGGCGGCGUAGUGUGUUACUGAUGGUAGGCUUUGUUACUUUGGUCCCAGCUCUCUGCAGGUCAUUCACUAGGUCCCCCCGUGUGGUUCUUCGAUUUUUGCUCACCUUUUUGUGAUCAUUCUGACCCCACGGGGUGAGAUCUUGCGUGGAACCCCAGAUCGAGGGAGAUUAUCAGUGGUCUUGUAUGUCUUCCAUUUGCUAAUAAUUGCUCCCACAGUUGAUUUCUUCAAACCAAGCUGCUUACCUAUUGCAGAUUCAGUCUUCCCAGCCUGGUGCAGGUCUACAAUUUUGUUUCUGGUGUCCUUUGACAGCUCUUUGGUCUUGGCCAUAGUGGAGUUUGGAGUGUGGAGUUUGAGGUUGUGGACAGGUGUCUUUUAUACUGAUAACAAGUUCAAACAGGUGCCAUUAAUACAGGUAACGAGUGGAGGACAGAGGAGCCUCUUAAAGAAGAAGUUACAGGUCUGUGAGAGCCAGAAAUCUUGCUUGUUUGUAGGUGACCAAAUACUUAUUUUCCACCAUAAUUUGAAAAUAAAUUCAUUAAAAAUCCUACAAUGUGAUUUUCUGGAUUUUUUUCCUCAAUUUUUCUGUCAUAGUUGACGUGUACCUAUGAUGAAAAUUACAGGCCUCUCUCAUAUUUUUAAGUGGGAGAACUUGCACAAUUGGUGGCUGACUAAAUACUUUUUUCCCCACUGUAUGUAUUGAUGAUAUCGUGGCACAGCGGAGCUGCUGGGAGGAUGGGUGUAGGAACAGAACAUUGCGUUCCCCAACCCCCACCUUCUCCAUCCCAGAAUCCCCGCCCUCCCCUUGUCACAAACCGCUAGAAAAUCUCCCUCCCUCAGUAGCGUGACACCAAAGCAACUGACCAUGAUGCUGCUCAAUGAAGAUCGUGACACUGUUAGGUCAGUAUCACACCAGAAAAGGGAAAAGGGGACCCAGCUGACCUGGGCUUACUCGAAUUACACCGGAGGUGACAGGGCCUGGCAAGGAGCAGGCCAGAGUCACGCAAAUGUCAAACACAUCAGCUCCAGCCAACACGGGGAAGUUAAUGAGGAACUCUGCAUGGUGUUUCCUCCCCUUCUCUCCAUGUUUUACUCUUCAUAUCAGGAGGCACGAAAACACCAUUUUUUGUUUAUUUUGUUCUGACGUCCAUUCUUAUCAGAAAUAGAGAUGUUGUAUCGAAAGGAUUUACCAAUGAAUUACUCAUCAAUCAAGUGCAAUUGAAGUUGGUCCCCUGUGCUCUUAGCACAUUCAUGUCCAAAAUUAUUGGCACCCUUGAUAAAGAUAUGCAAAAAAGACUGUAUAAAUGGGAAAAUUAUUAGAAAAUUACAAUACAAUUGCUCAGAGAAAGAUUUUAUUUAACAAGUAAUAAAAUACAUUCUUAAAAAGAUAGGUGUGAAAAUGAUUGGCAUCCCUGUUUUCAAAACCUUUCAAUACCUCACUGAGCCUUUUUCUCAAAUGUUUUAUGAGAUUGGAGAAUGCAUUGGGAGGGAUCUUAGACCAUUCCGCCAUACAGAAUCUUUCCAGAUCCUUCGUAUCCUUCAUCUGCGCUUAUCGACUGCCCUCUUUUUUUAACGCGUUUUUGUAUAUAUAUUUUUUAAAGAAAUUAAAAAAUAGUUUGGCAACCCUGUUUGUAGGCUUUUAAAUGAUAUUAAACUUAACCGUUUAUUUUUUCCAGUGAUUAAGACAGGGAUGUCUCAUGGUAGGGUGGGGUAUGCAAAAUGGAUCAACUUUGAUUACCUCUAUCUCCUAAAUGUUUUAGAAUUCAGGUAAAGAAAAGUUACUUUCUGAUCACUUCUACCAUGGGCAAAUAUGUAAAGACAUUUUCGUUCAAAUCAAAAGGGGUGCGGUCAAAAAGUUAUUAAAAUCAAAUGGAACGACCCUAUGCUGUUUCCGUGUAUAAAGAUGUAUCCAUGUCUCUUGUCUCCUAGUCCCUGACUGGUUUUGCCUUGGUGGUGAGCACAGAUGGGUUGAUAUUCUACGUCUCCACCUCCAUUGUUGACUACCUGGGCUUUCAUCAGGUAUGUUAUAAUCACAUCACUUUGUAUUCUCAAAUUGUGUAUUAUGACUCAUCAAAAUGGUCCUAAUUAUUGAGGGUAAAUUAUAAAUAAUUAAAGUAAAUUAGUUGAAAUACAGUACCAUUGUACAAGCCUUUAAUAAAAAAUUACAUUCUGAGGAAAAAUUGUACAGCAUUGUAGAACGGGUUUAAAGUAAAACCACCAACGAUAGAAAAUGCAACAAAAUGUACACUUUGUUUUUAAUGCAAAGCCAUGAUGCCCUUUUAGUCAUUAAAUGAAACAAGACAGAAAUCUAAAUAUGGUUGUAUGAAACAGAUGACCAAGUCAAUAGUUGAAAAUAGCCAGUUGUUUAAUUCACAGGAUUUUAAUGACAAUAUGAGUUGUAAGUAAACAGAGCUUACUUCAUUUACUUCACGAGUUUGUAACUGUCCUUUUUGAGUGAAUAGCUUUCUAUUGGGCCUCAUUAAAGUGUGGGUUUUAACAUGGGAAGGAGACAAAAGAGACUGUUGAUCGCUUCUCUGAUGCUCAACAAUACGGGUGUUUCACAGGGCAAUCGUUCAAAGCGUUGCGUGCAACAGAAGCAGAUAUAUUUGGGACGGUUGAAUACUUUAGCUGGGAGUCUGUCAUUUUAUGAACAGUGGGUAUAGCUGGAGAUGGAAAAAACAAGAGGAAUUACGAGUGUGGGCUGGGAUUUCAUCAGGGUAGCGUUGCAUCUGUCCUCAUGCAAGCAGCUCUGGUGUCACGCAAAGCACAAACAAGGCAGCGAGGAGGGCUUCCCACUAUCCCACCGACUGAGGAGAGGGGAGGCCGGGCCCUAUAUUAUAAAUGCAAACUGUAGGGAGUCAUAACUCAUUACUCACUGAUUCAACUGUUGUCACCAAUUACCCUGCUGUGAUAAAAAGUCAUUAGUAAUUACUCAACGUUUUCACUAUCUACUUCUCAGUUUUAUUGAUUUAAGUUAUUAUUUAUAGAUCUUUGACUGGCAAACAGUCAAACAAAGCAGUUUGAUAUUACUGGAUGCACUCAGUAAUGAUCCCACAGUUAAACUCUUUAUACAUUCAGACUUUUUUUUCUUCAGUUCUAAGCUUUUCUGUUACAAAAUCAUUCCAUACAAUUUUUAGAAAAAAGUGUAUGAUGUGUAUAGAACCCAGAUCUCCCGUGUAGACCUAACUGAUGGAGAGGAAUGCUGAGUGAACUCCGUCAGUUACAGAAGGCCUUCCAGAGGCUCCCUCCUGGUCAGCGGGGGGGAAUAGAAAAACAGAAGUUUAAGUUCUCAGUGGGCUCGCUGCAGGCUGACACUUGCAGUGUCUGUCCAGAUAUCACUAUGGCUUCUAACCAUAGACUCGCUUCACCCGACCGUGACACAGGUUAAGUGGGGAGGUCACUGUGUUGGCCAAACACAAUCAACAGUCCUAAUGUGGGGGUUAAUUGGUUGUUUGGUGACUUGUUCCCCCUUCUCUUCCCCUCUCCCUCUCCUCCCCCACAGACGGAUGUGAUGCACCAGAAUGUAUUUGAUUAUAUACAUGUGGAGGAGCGGCAGGAGUUCAGAAGACAGCUCCACUGGGCCAUGAACCCCGGGCACCAGGGGGCGUCCCUGGACCAGCACUCAGCCACAGUAACUGGUGUGUAGAUAAUUACCUCUGUCACUCUGAGGAGCAGCUAAACACUGCUGGAAAACCCCUCAUCUUCACAUGCAACUUGUCAUUUAGAUGAGUUUCCAUUUAUGACCAUUUUGAAGAGGGACACAAGGGUUAGUAUAUUAGUUAUUGCAUAAAAGACACAGACAGAAAGAGAGGAUACUGUAUUUAAUUUGUACUUUGCAAUACUAUCCUAAAACCUCUCACAGUAAUAUUGGUGGUUAGAAGACCAAAACAAAUAGAAUGGAUUGUAUUUAUUAAAUAGGUUGUACUAACAGAAAUGCUGUGGCUGUCCUGUAGGUGAUGACUUUGUGAUGAGCAGUCUCUUUAACGCCCUGGAGCCUGACAGUGUUCCUCUAGAGCUCACCUCCUGCCUGACUCGCUGUUUCAUCGCCCGGGUCCGAUGUCUAUUGGACAGCACCUCAGGCUUUCUGGUGAGUGAGUACCGCGGCUCGCACAAGUAUCUGGCAAUAUCAACUCUUACCAUCGUCAUUGACCAUGAUGCGCAACACAGUAUGAAGUCAGUUCUGGAUUGUGGGAGUUAUAUUCAGUUAUGUAUGUGCACCUGCUCUUUGGGGGUCUAGGUAAGGUUACUGUUACUGUAAAGCACAGAUACAUUAAAGAUAUCUGUUGAUGUAAAAAGUGUUUUAUAGAUAACUUUGAUUGAUUGAUUGAUUGAUGGAUGUUUUGGCAGAGCAUGCAGUUCCAGGGCAGCCUGAAGUUCCUGCAGGGCCAGAAGAAGAAGACAGAGUCCGGGGCGCUGCUGCCUCCCCAGCUGGCCCUGUUCUGUGUGGCCGUGCCCCUCAUGAUACCCUCAAUCACAGAGCUGAAGAUGAAGAACAUGAUGGCCAGGAGCAUGAACAAGGGCCCCAUCAUCACCACACCGGAUAAGCACAGGUAAGCACUGUAGGAGUGGUGUGCAUGGGGAGAGCUGAGCAGUGAGCACUCUUCUUCAAAUAAUGUGUGUCUAUAUCAUGUUUUAACUCAACUUUAUAAAGGAGCCAGGCAUGGACAACAUUUAGUUUACUAUCAAUUUACAAUUCAAGACACAUGUUUAUUACACCAUCAAUUUCAGAAUCAAAUCACUGUGUAUGCUGAAUUUGGUCAAAUUAGUACUUCAUACUGUACACAACUAGCAGAUGAUAUAAUGCAUACAUGACCAUAGAUAUGUUUUCCUUAGACAUUUCCCCCAAAUCAUGGAAUGAUGUCUGUAAUCUCUGUUUUAUGUUCCCACAGUGACAAGAGGCAUCGCUCCUCCAGAGGCUCAUAUGACAGCAGUGACUUACUGCUUCUGAAUUGGUCCAGCAGCGCUACCAGAGACCCCUGCCACUACACCCCAUGGACACCCCUCUCCAAAGACGGCAUCAGGUACAAGAACGACAGCUACUACACCCAGGAGGAGCCCCUAAACUUCUGUCUGUCCUCCAUGAGUGGUGGGCCCAAAGCUCAGAGCAUGGAUCAUCCAUGGGACAUCCGCACAGGGUCCGCCAUACGAAAGGGCCCCAGCGGCAGCUACACACCAGGCAGACAAGGCAAGUACAAUCACCUGGGUAAGACUGGAUCCUACAGGAUGUCUCCAGGAUAUCACGCUAACAGACAGGAUGCAUCUCAGAACAAGCUGAACGGAGGCCUCCACAGCCCUGGGGUGGAGAGCUACUGCGAGGAUGGCAUGAAGACAGACAACAGGUACAUGGGCGGCCAUCUUGACUGUUAUAACGACAUGGUGUUGCCUGAGACGGCCAUAAAAACAGAGCAGGACUCUGACUCAGAGAACGGUUGCAACAUCUACGGCAUGCCCCACAAUGGAGCCUGGGUGGGGAACGAGAAGCGCUACAUGGGCUACUCAGAAGAACCACAGGUGAAGUCAGAGGCUGACUACUAUGAACAAUACACCACCUGCCAAAAGAACAAGACCAGCAUGAGCCCAAUGCUCAACGGCCACCAUAAAUACUUAUAUACAGCGGUGAACAGGGCUCAGAAGGAUCAUAGGAUACCUCACUCAGACCCUCUGUGUAGCAGUCAGGGAGAAAACUGUAUGGACAUCAGUGUAUAUGGGAAUGAUACUGUAGAGUAUAAAGGCUACAUGCAGCAAGACAACAAACUGAACUACGAGUUCAGGAAUCACCUGGUCCACACUAUAAAGAGGGAACCCAUGGACUCGCCUCCUUGGUCUGACAGUGGCCAUGACAUUAGCCAAAUACCCAUGCAGAGAAAUAUGAUUCCCAACUCUGCAAUGAAUGCUAUUGUAUACAAACCAAACCCAUAUAUUUACAUGCAAUGA